AUGACUUUGUUCCCCACCAAGUUUGAAAAUGGGAAGAUUGAGUACAAGAUAAGGUACAAGGGGAGAUCAAGGCCAUUCUCUAGAGCCAAGGCCUUGGUGACUUCAGAACAGUCCAGGGACCCAACCAAGCUAAAGGAGCUUCUGUCUCAAGUCCUCACUAUCACCCUUGAUGGUACUUUAGAAAAACAAGUUCAAGAUGUUGAGAAAGUGAGGGAAGCCAACAGCUUCAAGAGGAAAGGAGAGAAGCAAGGAAUGAGAGAAAGGAUGCAAGAUGAAGGCUUGGAGUAUGUGCGAGAGAAGAGAGGAACCAGAGAUGGAAGAAUCUGA
Messenger RNA from Microthlaspi erraticum, 327 nucleotides. Lineage: Eukaryota; Viridiplantae; Streptophyta; Magnoliopsida; Brassicales; Brassicaceae. The record is from the annotation of a GenBank genome assembly.